AUGCUUCCGCGCUUGGAGAUCAUGGUGCUGGCGCUGGCGGUUGUGGUUCAGCUUCUAUAUGUCCAGUUUUACGAUGCCUUCAUGAAUUGGAGUGGUCAUGUGAAUGGGACGCUUGUCGAAGAACAUCAGGUGGUGGUGGAAGUGAAGGAGUUUCUGUCCCCGGAUUGCGACGGGCCACCGGCGCGGGUGUGGCACAUUCCCCCGGCCUCGACGUGCAUUUCCGUGUCUCCGCCAGCGCUUGGAGGGAGCGCGGCGUUGUUCGGCCGCGUGUCCUGCGAAUCGCUGCGCGAUGAAGACGGCGGCUUUUGCGGCAUCAGCUUCGCCGGUUUCGCAGCGGCCUCCUGGCGGUGUAUCAAGCUGUCCGACCUGCCGCGGAGCUUUGAGGUGCCUGGGAGUUUGCUUGGGAAAUUUAUUGUGCAGGCGCUUCGCGCCUCCAUCCCGGAGAUGGAGGCUGUCCCAGGCGCGCUGGGGCAGGUGGUGGACCUCGGCGCCGGAAACUUUUCGGAUGCCGUGGCCAGGUCCGGGCUGAGCUUCGUGGAGUUUUAUGCGCCGUGGUGCGGACAUUGUAAGAAGCUCGUCCCGGAGUGGGAGAAGACGGCGGAGCUGAGUGAGGACGCGGGGAUCCUGGUGGCGAAGGUCGAUGCCAUUGCCCACAAGGCGCUGGCGCAGGAGCAGGAGGUUCAGUCCUUCCCCACAUUGAGACUCUACAGGGGCAACCCCAAGGUCUCUGUGAAGUACGAGGGCCCCCGCACCGCAGACAAGAUGGCGGAGUGGGCGAAGGGCAAGCUCACAGAGCAGUUCGUGAAGCGCCUCACGGGUUCGGCCGAAGAGGUGCUGUCCUUCCCACAGCAGAGCAUCGCUGUGGUGGGACUACUCGACGGCAUCAUGGAGAGCAGCAUGCUUUUUCAGGUGCUGGAGGAUGUGUCCUUCGCGCUGAACCCCAAGGGUGCGGCUACAGGCGUCCCCGUGGGCAUCAUCGAGUCCGCCUCCGCCGAGUUGCUGCAGGGAUUAGGUUCUGGCAGCCAGAAAGUACCGUGUGUUGCACUAGUUCGCAACUUCGAUUUCGAGGAGAAGGUGCUCUUCUUCUCUGCCAGCAACAGCUGGAGAGAAAGCUUUGAAGGCUUGAUGUCCUGGAUCGCCAAGAAGCAAGUACCGGCUUUGAUCCCGGGAUCCGAGCAGACGGAGAAGUUCUUUCUGCAAGAGAUCGAUCCGGGCAACGGCCUAGUUCUCUACUUUGGCGAAGAUGAUAAGCUCAGACGUGAUCUGCAUGAAUUGGCCGUGGCCUCCAAAGAGAAGAGGCUCAAGUGGGUGCACCUCAAGGCGGAUUCCUUCGGAGAGAGCCUGGCCAAAAAUGUCGGCCUCGCCAAAGCCGACUUCCCGGAGGUGGCCAUCUGGGAGUUUGGGGAGUCGGAAGACGACGACAAGGUUUUCCGCCUGUCGCAGCAGUCCUCCGAGAAAAGCCCCUCGCGGUCUGCGGUGCAGGCCUUCGUGAAGGACUGGCAGAAGGGCGACCUGGCCGCCGAGAAGGAUCCUGUGACAUCAGUGACAAGUGACACCUUCGACAGCAUCGUCAUCAACAACAACAAGGAUGUGCUUGUGGAAUUCUAUGCCCCGUGGUGCGGCCACUGCAAGGCGUUGGCGCCGGAGUACAAGCUGGUGGCCCAACACUACGCCCAGGACAAGGAUGUGGCGAUUGUGAAGAUGGAUGCCACCAAGUACAAGCACCCGUCGGCUGAGAUUAAGAGCUAUCCCACCCUGAAGCUCUAUGCCAAGGGCAAGAAGAGCGCUCCCAUCGAUGGCGAGUUCAAGACAACUCGAACGAAGGACGGCAUCUUGGACUUCAUAGAGCAAAACCGCGCCACGCGAAAGACCGGCAAGGGAGGGAAGCCUGUGGCCGAGGAGCCGAGGGCGGAGGCCCCAAAGGUCUCCGCGAGCUCGAAGCCCGUUCCUUCAGCACAGGGCGGGCUUUGGUUCUUUGACGACCGCAUGGAUCCGAAGAGCCAGGGCAAGGAAUUGACCGGCGACAUGGCCACCUCGAGCAACGGCUAUACCUUGGUGCAGGUGGGGGACUUGGGGAUGCUCCUCUCGCCCGACGGCAGCGCCAAAGCUGUGCGCCGCUUUGAGUCAGCGCAAGCCGCCCAGGCCGCAAGGGCUGCUCAGGCCCCUCCUGAGGUUGGCAGCUUGCCCUGUCCGAUGGAUCCAAACGUCCACAGCUGCAAGGCGUGGUGCGAAGGGGUGGUGCAAGGCGAGCAGCCUCGUGCGGCGAGCGGCGGCAAGAAGUGCUCCGAAUUGGCGCCCGGUGCCGCUGCGCACGAUCAGCCAGCAUGCAUGUGCUAUGAUGAGGGGUACAAGGUGCAGCUGGCCAUGUGCGUCAGCCGCUGCCCAGGCGCGAAGCAGAAGGAGCAGAAGGAGCCGAAGGAGCAGAAGGAGCCGAAGGAGCCGAAGGAGCAGAAGGAGCAGAAGGGGGCGGAAGGUACCUGCGCUGCUGGGGAGUCUUGCGCUGCGACGGCAGGCCAAUCAAGGCGCUUCCUGCUCUAUGACACAAAGUACGGGGAGGGCUUCAAUCUUCAGCGCGAGGUUUACCCUCGCGCUGGCUGGGUGGUGGCUGAAGUGAACAAGGCCCUGGCGGCAAAGUGUGGGUCCAAGACGGAGGGCGAGUGCGCGCGCUUGGUGCUGGUGCUGCCGCCCUGGUGCCAGGUAGUUCACUGGUGGACCGGCCCAGACCACGUCUAUUGGCGUACCUUCUUCGACUCCAAGGCCCUGCACAGUUCGCAGGUGCCGGUCAUGGAGUUCGACGAGUACGUGCGACUGGUGGGAGGUCAGAAGGUGGACUUGGCUGUGUCUCUGGAGACGGAACAGCUCAAGGAACAGAAGGACAAGUUGACCGACGGCCGGGGCAACUUCAUGGGGUUUGCGAGCAUCAGCGAGUGCAAGACAAAGUACGUGAAGCCCCUGGAGUUUCAGAAGCUGCCCAGCGGCGAGCUCCAGGUGGUGUACGCCGGCCACUGCGACGGAGCAAUUGCAGCCAAGGAGCUGAAGUGCGCUGCGCUGGAUGGGCCAUGGCCGAGAGGGGUGGUCGACAUGAUCCUGGCGCUGCCCAAGGCUCAGUCAGUUCUGCUGAAGAACUAUGACUACCUGCUGGCGCCGGACAACGAGGAGCUGGACAAGCUCGGCCUGCGUGAGUCGAUGCUCUUCGCUCCGGACCUCCGGGACCACGCCGAGAAGUUCAUUGCCACUGCUUUGAAGGGAGACAAGUAUCUCGCAGCCCAUUGCCGUCGUACGGACUUCCUUAGAGCACGGGAGAAGACCACCCCCGACGUAUCUAAUAUCGCGAUGAAGCUGAACGAACUCCUGGAGCAGGAAGGCUUGAAGCAGGUGUUCAUCGCCACGGAUGCGCCGGGUGAUCUGCGGGCAGAGCUCCAGAAGCAGGUCAUGGCUCCUGUGAUUUUCUACGAUGCCGAUCAUGGCGCAGUGGAAUUCGACCACAAGGGCAAGCAGGCCAAGCGAUCGGCGCGGGUCGAUGUACCCUUCCCGGAGCUGCCAUCGGACGCUGACACGGAGCUGCCAUCCUGGCGGACCGGACUGCACAGCGAUUGGAGACUGCGCCUGGGGUCCACCGUCUUCGAGAUUCACAAGGUCCUCACAGGCCAUGGUCCUCGUGCUUCGGCCUUCCUCUGCAGCGCCUUUACCACAGGGCAGCAGCUCGCCGCAGUACAGGCCUUCUGUGGAGCCGAGGAAGGCGAGACAGGCGGCCGCAGCGAGACGGACCUGUCCCACAUCCUUCCAGAGCAGGUUUGGCCAUUCUUCAGUCAAGCCCUGGACUACAUUUACUCAGAGGAGCUCGCGAUGAACGAGGAGAACGCAGUGCCAUUGCUUCGGUGUGCUGACGCGCUGCAAAUCCGCUCGCUGUUCCUUCGCUGCGUCGAAGGCAUCAACGAGCUGCUGUCCACUUCCACCGCGCCCAGGAUACUUUCAGACAGCGUGGCCAUACUUGGUGGGCCCUUGGCGGACCAGAUCAUCAAGGCGGCCUCGGACGUGAUCUGCGAGCACUUUGACGCCUACGUGGUGGAGGACCUGCGGCGUUUGCCGGCAAGUGCAGUGGCACUGAUCCUGCGCCGUGAUGAUAUCUCCAUCAUGCACGAGAACGAGGUCUUUGAUUUCGUCGUCCAAAUGAGCAGCGAUCUCAUCUCCAGCGGACGUGGUGAGGAGGCAACACAGCUUUGGCAGGCGAUCCGAUUUGGAGCGCUGUCCAACAGCUACAUGGUGAGAGCGGCCCAGAUCGAAAUCAUCCCGCGAAUGACCUUGAUUUGGUCCAAGGUGCUCAAUCGCAACGGAAAUCACGCGUUGCAGGCGUUGAUGUCUGAGCAAUGCCUUUCAGAAGGAUGGCCAAUGCCUGCACCGCCGAAUCCCCGCAAGCCCUUCAAGGACAUGACCUGUGCUGUCAUGUACUCGGUGGACACGGAUGCUCGAAACGACCAGGACGUGGAGCGCAACAUCACAGCGGCGACGUUGGUGGCGGAGGAGAUCGAGUUCCUGGGAGGCCGAGUCUUCCUGGAGAACAUCUUCGCAAGGCCGCCCACAGUCCGUGACUGCCCCGAUGGCAGUAUCAUCAACAUGGAUCAGGUGGACGUCGCCUUCGUGCUGGCGCCCUGGACCCCCUCGGAGAAGCGCAUCGCGCGGCUCAUCCACUUCGUGGACCAAGGUGGAGGUGCGGUCCUCCUCUCCUUCAUUGGGGGCCUCAGCAAGGGCGUCUGGCGGGACUUGGAAUACGAGCCGCUCAUCACCGGCAAGGUGGCCGACAGCACGCCGUAUGAGGACGUGUACCUGUCCAGCCCCAGCUUCGCAUCCCUAGACAUGGGAACAUCAAAGCGAAGCCAGGAUACCUUGGGACCUCCCCGCAUUCUUUGCGGAGUUGACUCCAUCAACGGGCGCCGGCGCAUCACCUCGACGCUCGUGGAGGGCGCCAAGGUGUUGGCGAAGUGGAGCGACGGGCAGCCCUUGGUGGUCCAGCACCCCGAGAAGAACGUGUUCUCCAUCUCUCAGCGGGUAAGCCGGAUCUUCGAGCUAGACGACGACCUUGGCCAUGAUGAUACGCUCCAGCUGGUGCUGAACGUCAUGGUGCAGGCUGGGAAAGAGUCAAAGCGUCUGCGCGGCCUUCGACGAAUGUCCGUCCCUUCUCGACAAGGUCAUUCGGAUCCCGUGCUGACUGGCGGCGUGAACGUGUCCUUGUGA
Effrenium voratum is the source of this 5232-nucleotide messenger RNA. The record is from the annotation of a GenBank genome assembly. NCBI's taxonomy places the organism in Eukaryota, Dinophyceae, Suessiales, Symbiodiniaceae.